GUGAAACACACAGAAAGCUACGGAGCUCACGAGGUAGCAUUAGCUCCUCUUAGAAGGUAGUUUGAAAACAGGUUUGGUGUUUUCGGUAAAUAUUUCCGUGUUUUCAGUGAAAAUGUCUUCAGUUCCGCCUCAGAGAGAGUUUAUCAACGAGCAGGUAACUCCUGCUGGAGAAACAUUCACAGAGUGGAAAGAAAUCAACGUUAAGAUGGAGGAAGAGAUGGAGGAUCAGCGCAGACUGAUGGAUUUUACCCGGAUACCGAGGAUCAUCUUACACCGGAUAGAUCUCCCACAAUGUUGUGUGUGUAAAGAGGAGGAGGUUCUCAAUGAAACAGAACCACAGAGGAACCAACUCAUCUCUCAUGGCUCUGCAGAAACUGAGAACCAGGAUCAGGAAGGAAUCAAUUCUGAAGAUCCAGGAAAAAAUAGAAAGGAAGAACAAAAACAAAAGGAGAAAUAUGAGAAAACCAAAGAGCAGAAAGGCAGAACUGACACUUCAAAACAAAAAAAGCACAAGAAAGCUCACGCAGGGCAAAAAUCUUAUUCUUGUAAAAUUUGUGAUAAAACCUUUUCUCGAAACGAUAUCUUGCUGAGACACAUAAGAAUUCACAAAUAUGAGCGGCCUUUUUCUUGUUGGACUUGUGGAAAAAGUUUCUCUCGGAAAGGCCUUCUAAAUGCUCAUAUGAAAGUUCACACAGGUGAGAAGCCCGUCUCAUGUGGGACCUGUGGAAAGAGUUACAGUGAACGUGGGACUUUAACUAAGCACAUGAGAAUUCACACAGGUGAGAAGCCUUUCUCCUGUGGGACCUGUGGAAAACGUUUUUCUCAAGCAGAUCAUUUAAAUGUUCACAUGAGGAUUCACACAGGUGAGAAGCCUUUCUCCUGUGGGACCUGUGGAAAAAGUUUUUCUAAAGCAGAUUAUUUAAAUGUUCACAUGAGGAUUCACACGGGUGAGAAGCCUUUCUCCUGUGGGACCUGUGGAAAAAGUUUUUCUCAAGCAGAUUAUUUAAAUGUUCACAUGAGAAUUCACACGGGUGAGAAGCCUUUCUCCUGUGGGACCUGUGGAAAAAGUUACGCUGAUAGUGGGACUUUAACUAAGCACAUGAGAAUUCACACAGGUGAGAAGCCUUUCUCCUGUGGGACCUGUGGAAAAUGUUUUUCUCAAGCAGUUCAUUUAAAUGUUCACAUGAGGAUUCACACAGGUGAGAAGCCUUUCUCCUGUGGGACCUGUGGAAAAAGUUUUUCUCAAGCAGUUCAUUUAAAUGUUCACAUGAGGAUUCACACAGGUGAGAAGCCUUUCUCCUGUGGGACCUGUGGAAAAAGUUACUCUGAUAGUGGGACUUUUACUCGUCACAUGAGAAUUCACACAGGUGAGAAGUCUUUCUCCUGUGGGAUCUGUGGAAAGAGUUUCUCUCAAAAAGGUUAUUUAAAUGUUCACAUGAGUAUUCACACUGGUGAGAAGCCUUUCUCCUGUUUGACAUGUGGAAAGAGUUUCAAUAUUAAGAGUAGUUUAACUAAGCACAUGAGAAUUCACACAGGUGAGAAACCUUUCUCCUGUGGGACCUGUGGAAAGAGUUACAGUUAUAGACAUAAUUUAACUCGUCACAUAAGGAUUCACUCAGACUAGACGCCUUAGGUAGGAAACACCUCAGAUCCGUUUUGGCAUCAGAUCCAAAAGAAAAUCUGGUUGGAUGAUGUAAACAGCAAGUUUAACAUAUUAAAGUCAACAGAUUCUUGCAGGCUGCUAGUGAUUCACUGUGAUUGUGUCUUUCACUGUCUGACCAAGAUAAACCUGAGGUCUACUUUUGCCUAGCAGCUUGUUUUCCUUAAUCCAGUUUUUUGUUUUAAUUCUCAGUCAUAUUUGUACUUCAGAUCCCCAUCAGUAUCCCAUUAUAUACUGAAGUUAAAGAGGGGAACACAUUCAGACAGGAUUCAUUUCUGUGCAUUUCAUUUUUCAUGGAGUUCUGUACCAUGUAGAAUAAUUGAGUUUAGCUUUUACAUUUUUGACAUUUCCGUGUAUGACUGGAUGUAAAAUAGCAGUGAAAUGUUCUUGUUUUUCCAUAAAUUAAACUCUAUGAUGUUUGUUUGAAAAAAAUCUGUUGGAGAAAUUGUAUACAUUUAUCAGACAUUUGCUUAAACAUUGUAUAUUCUGAAUUGCUUUAACUAUAUUUCUGAGUAUGUUGAAGGAUGCAGAGACAGCCGGCGCCAGCUUGUUCUAAUCAGACGGCUGCUCAGCAGAAGGACAUCCUAUUCUUCAUGUUUAUAAUAAGAUAAUUUAAAACGUAAUGGUGCUUAUUAGCCUUACACAGUCAUACUGUCGUAGUAAAUGUUCUAGUUUAUCUUAUGAAACUGAAUUAUAUGUUUUUGUUUCCUCCUUUUUACCCUGUAGAGCUCAAUGUAAUACGGACGUCUUUUUCAGUAAAAAGAGAAGUGCGGCAGAAUGUGUUUUUAGAAUAGGCAGAGAUUGUAACUGAAACACAUCUCUGUCUGUUCUCACGAGUAAAAAGAAUCUAACUCUCUCUUGUCUCUCCUUGUCUAUAUUUGAUGUUCUAGAUGCGUAUACCUGAAAAACUCUAAAAUAAUUUUGAUCUGGUCAGAUUUCGAUUUAGAGCUAACCACAGAGAGGUUUUUAUGUUCCCAAAUUUUUGUCAUUGUUACACUUUGCUGUGAGAAGAAAAGUAUAUUAUUAAAAAGGUUUGUUAAAAUAUACACUAGUAUUUUGAGCAGAAUAUGCUUUUUAAUAACUGUUGACUUGAA
This is a messenger RNA of Xiphophorus maculatus (southern platyfish), 2754 nucleotides long. Its product is annotated as gastrula zinc finger protein XlCGF57.1-like. The transcript is spliced from 2 exons. Gene Ontology annotation, molecular function: DNA-binding transcription factor activity; RNA polymerase II cis-regulatory region sequence-specific DNA binding. The coding region runs from base 113 to 1624 and encodes 503 amino acids. Lineage: Eukaryota; Metazoa; Chordata; Actinopteri; Cyprinodontiformes; Poeciliidae. The record is from RefSeq and is a predicted model, not a curated record. Gene Ontology annotation, biological process: regulation of transcription by RNA polymerase II.